Molecule: messenger RNA, 9659 nt
Organism: Taeniopygia guttata (zebra finch)
Lineage: Eukaryota; Metazoa; Chordata; Aves; Passeriformes; Estrildidae
Gene: NELFA
Product: negative elongation factor complex member A
Biological process (GO): negative regulation of transcription elongation by RNA polymerase II
Cellular component (GO): NELF complex
Source: RefSeq, a predicted model, not a curated record
GCUUCCAGCCCACCUCGGGCAGCAAGCCCUGCCUCCAGCCCCACCGCGGCUCGGCGGCCCGCAAGCAGUUCUCCUCCCAUUUCUGCCCAGGAGGAGUCAGGGCGGACUGUGAGGGACAAUGAGUUGGGGCUGACAGAGGAGCUUCUCUACACUGAACCGGCGCCAUCUUGCAGUACGGACGGAAAGCUGUGGCGGGCGCCAUUUUGCAUUUGGCCGAGAGAUGAGAAGCGCCCUAUUGCAUUUCACCUCCUGGGCGCCGCCAUUUUAGGUUACGACAUAGCCUCCGCCUUCCCAACCGCAAUCUCAUUGGGCGCCGCCAUUUUGGCUUGCGAACAAGACGGCGACCCGCAGGGGUCCUCACCCCCUCCCUUCCUGCCUUUAGGUGCCUUCAUAAAAUGCCCGUCGAGAAUCCCCUCUUUUUUCGCCCCGCUCCCAAGAUGGCGUCGAUGCGGGAGAGCGACACCGGCCUGUGGCUGCACAACAAACUGGGCUCCACGGACGAGCUGUGGGCGCCGCCGAGCAUCGCCUCGCUGCUCACGGCCUCGGUCAUCGACAACAUCCGUCUCUGUUUCCACGGCCUUUCCUCGGCCGUCAAGCUCAAGCUGCUCCUGGGGAUGCUGCACCUGCCCCGCCGGGCGGUGGAUGAGAUGAAAGGGGCACUGACUGAAAUUAUCCAGCUCGCUACCUUGGAUUCAGACCCCUGGGUCUUAAUGGUAGCUGAUAUUUUAAAAUCCUUUCCAGAUACUGGCUCCCUUAACCUUGAUCUUGAAGAACAGAAUCCCAAUGUUCAAGAUAUUUUAGGAGAACUUAGAGAGAAAGUAAGUGAAUGUGAAACUUCAGCUAUGUUGCCGUUGGAAUGCCAAUACUUAAACAAAAAUGCCUUGACCACACUAGCUGGGCCACUUACUCCCCCAGUGAAACAUUUCCAGCUGAAAAGGAAACCUAAAAGUGCCACUCUCAGAGCUGAACUCUUGCAGAAGUCAACAGAAACUGCACAACAGCUCAAGAAGACUGCAGGAGUGCCUUUCCAUGCCAAAGGCAGGGGACUGGUCAAGAAGAUAGAUACAACAACACCACUCAAAGGAAUACCAAAACAAGCUCCCUUCAGGAGUACUUCAGCUCCCAGUGUUUUUAGUCCUUCUGGAAACAGAACUCCUAUUCCUCCUUCAAGAACACCUUUACGCAAAGAAAGAGGAGUAAAGCUUCUAGAUAUCUCUGAGCUGGAUAUGGUAGGUGCUGGCCGUGAAGCAAAGAGAAGAAGAAAGACAUUAGAUACGGAAGUUGUGGAAAAGCAAGCCAAAGAAGAAACAGUAGUAGAAAAUGCUACCCCAGAUUAUGCUGCUGGCCUUGUAUCUACACAGAAACUUGGCUCGUUGAACAAUGAGCCUGCACUACCUUCUACAAGUUAUUUACCUGCUACCCCCAGUGUGGUGCCGUCUUCCUCCUAUAUCCCAAGCUCUGAAACACAGCCAGCUGGUUCUGCACGAGAGGCCUUGCAGACCAACAGGCAGACAGAAGAGCCUGCAGCUCCAAAUGCUACUACAACUCUCCCUGCACAGUUCAAACAAAGAACACCCAUGUACAACAGUAACUCUAAUCCCCCUGCAGCUACACCUACCUCACCCCUAACACCCACCACACCUCCUGCCAUCUCCCCUGCGGCACAGGCACCACAAGUGGCCCCCCAAACUCAGCAACAGCCACCACCGAAGAAAAGCCUCUCUCUCACAAGGGAGCAAAUGUAUGCUGCACAGGAAAUGUUCAAGACUGCAAACAAAGUUACAAGGCCAGAAAAGGCUCUUAUACUUGGAUUCAUGGCAGGAUCCAGAGAGAAUCCUUGCCAAGAGCAGGGUGACAUCAUCCAAAUUAAACUGAGUGAACAUACAGAAGAUUUACCAAAGGCAGAUGGCACGGGCAGCACCACUAUGUUGGUUGACACAGUCUUUGAAAUGAACUAUGCUACUGGUGAAUGGACCAGAUUCAAGAAGUACAAACCUAUAACUAAUGUUUCCUAAGAGAUGCAGCUGCAGCAGACUGGACCAAAUCAAGUUUAGAGUCAACCAGCUCAUAGAGUAUGUCAGCUGUACAAAAUGGCAUUCAUGUGUACAUUUCUUAUUACCCUCCAGAGUAGAAGCUGUGCUCUUCAACCAAACUGAGCUCAGUGAACACAGAAGUGUUUGAUGGUGUCAAACUCACUUAAAUUUUUUUUAUUAAUCUUGGGAGAGGGAAAGAUGAUCCUGGGGGGGGCUGGGGGUACAUUGUUGGUGUGUUUUUAUUCAGGAUGAUGUGUUGGAAGCUCAGGAUGCUGAAAAAGGAGAUCACAGCUGAAAGGUUACAGAUGGGAGUAGUUCACUGCUAACUACCAGAAGAGAAGACUACUGCACAGUCACUCACGGUUUACUCUUAACUGAGGGCACAGAUCUUUAUCAUAAAAACAUUGUCUUUGGCAACAUGAGUUCUGUCAUAAGAAUGGAUAUUUGAAGCACCACAGGUCAGUACUUGAUAAUUUUGUAUCUCGGCUGCAGUAUAACUAUUGCAGAUGGUAGAUGUCAUUGUCUAAAGGUACCCACUGUAUGUUUAGCUUAUUUAUGCUUGGGUCAUAGGAUGAAAUUGAGCAGCUUUGUUUUAGCAGUGGGAACAAAGCAACAUGGACCCCCUUAUGCAUCCAAAGGAGAUCGCUUUAUUGUAGAAAUUGCUUCUUUUUAAACCUUUAAUCUCAACCUGACAUAACUGAAACCAAACUGAGACCUCACAGAACUUGGUCCUAACAGGACGAAGGCACCCAUUGGCUGGCUCAGCUGCCGUGCUGCUGCCCACGUGUCCGGUCAUCCAAUCAGCUUCCUGCUCACGCGCUGUCCGCGUGUUCCCCCAGCCAAUCACACUCUCCCUUCCAGCUGUCACUCAAUGACUCUCUCCUCACCCCGACUGCCUCUCACCCCUCAGCUUCUCCCACCCUCCAGCCUGCAGCUCUGCCUUUCCCAUGGGGCCUUCUGGGGAGCAUAAGCCUUAACCACCUCAGUAAUUAUUACCCCAUAUCCUACAUAUCCCCCCUCUUUUUUAUUAAGCAGCAAAAGCCUAGUAGGAAAAGCCUAAACAAUUCCUAAGACAUUAGUAAUGGUGACAAUAAUAACAACUUUUCAAAAACUGUUAACAUAGGCUUCUCCUGUGUGAGCAGUAACACUUAACAGGAACAUUAUUCAAUUAUUCAUUCAUUAUUUGAAUGAAAUUUACAAGGUGAAACUUACAACUGCCUAUAUGGUUUGCUAUCAGCCAGGGUCUGCUAAGGAGCCUUCUUUUCACAAAUGAGGACUUGGAAGGCCUCUUCCAGAUGAGGCUUCUAUGUUUACCUCAAAGGAAUGUGGUCUAGCUUUUGCAAAGCUAAAUCAGUGAAUCUUUUUUUUUGUACAGAAACACCUGGGUUUGGUAGUAUACUUUUCCUUGCCAGUCAAGGCCAUAGCUUGGCCAGAGCUAAGGCUUAGACUGGGAAGGCAUUCCUAUCAUAUGAUUAAAAGAAAUCUUCCAUGAUAACUCACAGAACAGCCAGCUUUAUCAUAAAUAACUUGUAAAUGUAACUAUGUACAUAUAUAUACAACUCCUUUGAAAGUACCAUUUAUUUACCUUUUUGUCACAAACAAACAAAUUCAAAACUAUCAAAGGAAACAUCUCUUUGUCUCAGACAAACCUACAGGUGCCAGGCAGGUUUGCUUCUCUGAGGAGGCAAGGCAGAGGUACAAGGUCCUGGUGGCUAGCAGCAGUAAUGCUGGGCUCUGUGUAAGGGCCACGUGGCUGUGCCGCUGCACUGCCCCAUGGGUUUAUCCAGCCACAGUAGAGAUAUCUGUGCCACUUCACUCAGGCCACUCAGAGACAUCUGCAGCGUGGCAGUGCCUGUGCCAUGGGAGCCACCUGCUCACUGCUGGCAGCCCUGUGCCCCAGAAGAGUGCAGCCCAUGCCCCUUGGCUGCUUCUGCUGUUGGCGGCCCCAUGCCCUCACUGCUGCUUCUGGGUGAAUGUAUGAGACAAGUGUGCUGGUGACAGCCACUGGGCCAGCUGUGCCAUUGUCGCUGGGCCACGCUUUGUGCAUGAUGUUUCCAUACUUGAUGGGCUGUCAGUCCCUGAUGUGCCUGUGGCUGGCCAACAGACCACCUGCAGCGAGCCGAGCACGGUCAAUGUGGCCACCAGGCCCAUCCCAACCCACACCCAGCCAGGACCCCCCACAUAUGUGUCCAAAACCUGGACAUGGCUCAAGCCUCUGCUAGAGAGUUAGUAUUAUGAGCAGUAGUUCCCGUGUUUUGGCUAUAACCAUAUCUGCUCUAUCACAAGUAUGUGGGUUAUGAACAGCGAGCAGUGCUUUUCUACAAUCUUCGUUAGCAUUUGUAAAUGCAAGCUGCUGCAACAGAAUGACUCUGGCCUCAUCACUGUCAACUUGCCAGGAGAGCGUGGCAUGCAGUCUGUCCAGGAACUGCACAAAGGACUCCACUGGACUCUGUAAAAUUUUAGCAAAAGACAUACUAGAAUUGGUACCCAUCCCUGGGAGUUGCUGCAGGGCUAGGUGAGUGAUGGUAUUACAUACAUCAGGCAGGUAGCCUGCCUGAGCUGCAGGGACUGCAAAGGGACCCUCUACUGGUCAGCUGCACAAUGGCAACUGGCGCAUUUCUGUCCUGCAGUGCUUCUGCCUGGGUUGGACACAGCUCUCUGCAGUUGGUGAGCCAGACUGCAAACUGAGUCACCGUUAGAAUCAUUUUCCUGGUACUUUUCCAGCCAUGGGGUGUGAAGACAUACGCGGUACUGAUAGACUAGAGGUAGCUUAGAGCGCGAUGGGAGGAUAUGCUGCUUUCUUUUACUAGCGCUCUCGGUUCCUUACUUACUUUCUAGUCCAGCUCUCAGCACACUGGGCGUUGCUUCAGUGUCUGUAUUACUGGGCAGGCCAAAGCAACUGCCAAGUCGCCCUCCUUCAUGGUGGCCUCCCCUGUUUUUGCCAAUGCUGGACUACUGCAUCGCCAUCUUGGGCAGGAAAUGAGUCUGCCGCCCGCUCGCGAUGUGGGAAUGCUGCGCCCAAGGGUCCAGACACACAGGGAUUUUUAUUGGGGUAAGGCAGUUCCGUGGGGCUUGGGUUAGUCUUGGGAUAAGGGAAUUCUUUGGGGUUUGGGUCCAUCUUGGGGUUGUGUAUGGGUUCUGGUGGCACUGAGGGUUCAGGAGAAUUAACUUCCGAAGCCGUGUAAUGGCUGACAUUUGUGUGACUUCUUUUGAUAGCUGCCAUGAUUGUCCCCAUGUAGCAAGGUGCUCAUAAGCUUCAGCAUUGCAGUCCCUGGUGAUACCAAAAAGUCUCUGCCCUGUUGCCUGCCAGGUUUCUGAUCAAAGAGGCCCACUAAAGGGAAAAGCUUAACUUGAUUACACACCCAGUCCAGCAGGGUGCUUAAUUUUACAUCAGCCAUAUCAAUAGAUUGCUGAUGUAGGAGCUGUCUGACCUGGCCCAAGCUCCUGCUUUGUUCCUCUGAUAUUCCACCUCCCAUACUUUCUCCUCCCAGUGGGGUGUGCGUACUUUAAAUCCCCAAGUUCCUUCCCAAGGUCUUCCCAGAUCCUGCCUGGCCCGUUCCUUGACCUAGUGGGAGCUGCUACCGGAGUGGGCCGCACACCCUGCAUCACCUUUAUAGGUCCCUGUUCGGGCCAGCCAGCAGUGGGGAACAAAGCGACACGGACCCCCUUACGUGUUCAAAGGAGAUCGCUUUAUUGUAGAAAUUGCAUCCUUUUAAACCUUUAAUCUCUUUAACCUUUAAACCUGACAUAACUGAAACCAAACUGAGACCUAACGGAGCUGAACAGAACGAAGGCGCCCAUUGGCUGGCUCAGCUGCUGCCCACGUGUCCAGUCAUCCAAUCAGCUUCCUGCUCACGUGCUGUCCGGGUUCCCCCAGCCAAUCAGCUUCCUGCUCACGCGCUGUCCGUCUGGUCAUCCAAUCAGCUUCCUGCUCACGCGCUGUCCGGGUUCCCCCAGCCAAUCACAGUCUCCCUUCCAGCUGUCACUCAGUGACUCCUCACUGCCUCUCAGCCCUCAGCUUCUCCCACCUCCAGCUCUGCCUUUCCCAGGGGCCUUCUGGGGAGCAUAAGCCUUAACCACCUCAGUAAUUAUCACCCCAUAUCCUGCAUCUUGUUAACUCUCCAUAUUGUCCAUGUACAUGUCCAACAUGAGUUAAUCUUCAUUUGGCAUUAUUUCAGACAGACAGAAACUGAAUGUCAUAACUUUAUGGGGAAAAAAGUCCAUCAAAUUUAUAAAAGUAACUGUGGCUUGUUGCUGCUUGGAAGUGAUAGUUUCUUGCUGUAGGAGUUUUGGGGUAGAAGUUGAUCUAUGGCUUUUGCAUAAGAAGCCCUUUGCACAGCAUAACUUACCUGGAGGAAGGGAAGCAACUACAUCUCAAAACUAGUUGGAGCUUAAUUUAAAAAUGGCCCCAGAAAUGGUUGAGACACAUCUGAGUAGAAGUAGUUUUGUUGUCUUGAGGAACUCUAUGUUUGGUUGAGCAGUCAAAAGCUGCUUGAUUGCCAAACCCUGACCCAAAAAAAUUUUAAAGACUGUAGGUGUGGUUCUUACCAGUGUAGUUUUAUCAGUAUAAUUACUAAUGUCCCCACAAUUAUAUUGGCAUAUAAAUGUGCCUUGUACUUGUCCCCUGCUAGAAGAAGCACAUUUUUAUCUUUAUAACUGUGUUCAUACCACUGGUGUAAUCCGGCUUUGAUGCUACAAGCAAAGCUGGCAUUUACUAAGAGGAUUUAUUACAUAAGUCAGGAUUCCUUCUUGGGAGACUUAGCUUCAUCAUUUGAAGGAGUCUUGAAUUCAGUGUCUGGUUUCUGCCAGUACUUGUGUGUGGAGCUGUGUUUGGUUGGGAAUGCUGCUUAGAAAGAAGAAAUUCAAAGAUGAGGAAAAGAGUGGUCAUGUGUUGAGGAGGUACCUCAGGCUGACUUAAAGAUUCAUGCUGAAGUGGAACUUUUAUGACUAAAUGAGGCUUUUUUUUUUGUUUGUUUGUUCCUUUUUUCUGAAAAACAAGCAGACCAAAUCCCAUAGUACACUUGUAUACUUAUAAAGACAUUUAGAUGUCUGAUUAGAAUCUUUUUUUAUUGGGGAAUUUUUUACUGCAUUUUAAUCUUUGUUUUUCAAUCAAACUACCCAACAGGACAGGGAAAGUAUAAAUAUUAUUUUAAAAAAUGCCCUGUAUUCUGCAGUGUUUUAAGAUGUGACCAAAAGUGUAGAUUUCUUAGCUUUAUUUAAGCAAAUACACAGAAUGUUCUAGCUCCUGUAACAGGCAGGUUAUUUGAUGGUAACUGCUGCUGUUACAGAGUGUUGUGCAUGUUUUAGUGUGAAAGUUGCUCACAUAUAACUGUCACAUCGGGGCUGUCCCCCCCAGAAUUACCCAUUUCAGAAACAAUGGAGAUUGCAAUUUUGAUUCCAACUUUUCUUUUUAAACAGCUAGAAAACAGCUUGACAAGUGAGGGUGAGUAGUGAAUUUUAGUUUUUAGAGUUUAGUAGAAUGUGUUAUGGUUAUAACUUAUUUGGUUUUAGAGUGUUACACAGUGAGGGCUAAUGAUAGGACAUGAAAGUAUUCAUCUUCUAGGAGAAAGGUUUAAAGAAAAGUGACAUUCCUUUUGUUGUCUGCAUUCAGAUUUUAAAGUUUCCUUGUGAUGACCAGUUUUCGGUACAUGUGUGUGAUACUUCUGCCUUAAGUGUUCCUGCUUGCUAGAUGAGCUGCAAGUAUCAGACACAGUUGUUAAAAAUGAGCAUUUAGAAAAUUGGCUGGCUUGAGGGGUGUGUACUGUCAUGUAUUGUAAACUGUUGAUGCAAGACCUGUGCAGUUCAGUCAUGGUCAGGAGCUGCUGUGUGGUGGCUCUUUUGACUUCCUUGAGAUUAAUGGUUGGUCCCUCACUAAACUUUCUGCAGCCACAGAAGUCUGCAUUUCAGACCUGUUUUUGGGAGGAGAUAGCUGUCCCUCUGCUCUUCAAGAAGCCCUUCUAGAAUGCAGUGGAGUCAUUUGAGUGCACUAGUAUGUAGGAAGCUUAACCGUGCUGCUGUUUGUAAUUGCUGCAUAGUGCAGUCUGUCUCCACCCUGUUUGUCUAAAGUCAGUCAUAGGCAAUAAAUGGAAAUUUUAAGUAGAACUGUAGUAUAUUUUUAAUUCUGUUAACUCAUUAGGAUAAGACAAUUUAACACUGCAAAAUUAAUUUUUUUAAGUCACUCUAUGACCCUCAAUACCAGAAGAUUACUUCAACUUGAUCUGUGAAUGUAUAAAGUGUUUAAAUGCCUAAAGAGGGGAAGUUUCUGCAACAUCAUUAAAAUCAUACAGUGAGAAAUGAAACUAUAUGCAGUUCUUUGGUUCAGUGAAUGAAAUCAUCAAAUUUGUGUGCUGAAAGUAGGAAUAAUGCCAGACAAAUCAGAAAGGGAAACUUCAAAUUGAAAUUCCAAUAUAUUGGAAUUGUUACAUACAGAACAAAAUCUGGCCUUGGAACUUGAUUUUUUUUUUUUUUUUUGUCUUGAAUACUCAGUCACUUGGAUGUGAAGCUAUUCAGUGAGGCUCAGUGUGUGCUGUAAGGUUAAACAAAAGCAUUUAUUUAUUCUAGAAUUACUUGUAGAUGUACUGAGUUGACCAAAGAAGUAAUUCAGAGUUUUCUUAAAGCUUUGCUUUUGUCCUUUCCUCAUGCCUUUACCAAGCAUGAAGUUUUAGGAAAUAGCAAGCCCAAAUUUAAGAACUUUUGACUUGAACUGCACCUCAUCAAGGGGGAUGUCCCAGUCUCUCUUGCCCUUGCUUGUAGAGAAGCUCCUGUCUGUGCAAGCCUAGGCACGAUGUGAAUUAGGUUCUUUGAUUUGAGUAUGAAAUAUUGGAGAAAGAAGCAGUGAAACUGGCGUGUGUUUUCCCUGUCCUGUCCAGACUUUGUUUUUAGGGGAAAAAGAGCACAUUCAUCUUACCAAGGGUUCUUCAACAGCUUGUCCUAUAGUGAAGUGCUGGGUUUCUGAAGGCUCCAUUUUCUUUCAUGUGUGCUGUGAGGACCAGAAAGAGUGAAAUGAGUGUAAUGAUGGAAGGGAGCCCAAGAAGGAUGCUGAGAUCACAGAUUCCAUCUUUCUGUUCAUUCUUUUGCUACUCUAAUGCUUUGUAGUUACCUCCAUAUAAUCCAGUCUAGGCUUAGUACAGUUAACACUCUAGUAUUGGGCUGGUAUUUUGUGGGUUAACCUGAUUUUCAGUGCUGGCUUUGCCAUUGAAUCUUUCAGUUCAAUACCAUAGGAUCCUGGAUACAGUGGAGAGGAGCCUUUGGUAAUUGCUUGACAUCUCCAUGUGGAAUUGGUCGCUUCUCUCACAAGUUGUUUCAAAGUGCAGACCACUUGUCUAGAUAAAAUAAUCUUGAGACUUUGACAUCAUAUGGUUUAAGAGUGAAUCACAUUUUCAUAGUAAGAUCUGACUGGAAAAAAAAAAGACUAAAAAUGUUAAGCCAGAGUCCUCUGGGAAUCUGGUGCCUUUAACAAAAACUGUCAUUUUGUAAAAUGUCACAUCUAUAGCAUAGCCCGUAUGUUUUCUAUUGGUUUUUGUUUGGUUUUUUUGUACAGAUGUAAAUUCAAAAUAUUCUGUCUUUGGGUACGUAUUUUCAGUGUAAUACAGUAUGUAUAAUAAAAAAUUUAGAUUUUCUAAGGAA